GUUUUACCAAGAUGUGUCGCUUGUCUGUUUUCGCGGCUGUGCUGCUGCUGUCUGCCUGCUGCUGGGCUGACUCUGAGGCAGAGGACCUCUCUGUGUCUGAACUCUUGGAGCGAGCCAACCGUAACCUGGUCCGUUCUGAUAAUGAGCCCAUCCUGAUCGAGGGAGACAUCGCCAUCGACACUGAUGCAGAGAAAAACGCUGAUCCCUGCACCAGCAACGGCUGCAUGUGGGGCAAGUGGACCGAUGGGAACGUCUACAUCCCUUAUUACAUCACCAACCACUUCAGUGACCGUGAGAAGGCCAUCAUCAUCCGCGGCCUGGAGUCUUUUACAUCCUUCUCUUGCAUCCGCUUCAGGCCCAGCAGGACCACUGACACCGACUGGCUGAGCAUCGAGUCCCAAAACGGCUGCUGGUCCUACGUUGGCCGUCGCGGUGGUAAGCAGGUGGUGUCUCUGGCCAGGAGUGGCUGCCUGUACCACAACACCGUCCAGCAUGAACUGCUCCACGCUCUGGGCUUCAACCAUGAACAGACCCGCUCUGACAGGGACAGCUACAUCAGGGUUCUGCUGGAAAAUGUUCAGUCUGGAAUGGAGCACAACUUCAGGAAGAUUGCCACCCUCAACCAGGGUACUCCAUACGAUUACAACUCCGUCAUGCAGUACCACAGGUAUGCCUUCUCUAAGAACAACCAGCCCACCAUGGUCCCUAUCCCUGAUCCCAAUGUCUCCAUGGGAAAUGCCAAGGAGAUGAGCCGCUACGACAUCGAAAGGCUCAACAAGCUCUACAAGUGCUAAGGAAGUCUGCCCUCGUUAGACGGUAGAAAAGAAGGCUGAGUGUGCAGCAGACCUGAGUCCCUAUGUAAAACAUAACUAAACUGUUGUUAUGAAAAAUAUUUUUUCCCUUGUCUUAUUAUUGAAACUCAAUUGCAGAACUCCCAUUGUUUAAAAAAACACACAUUUCAGUCCUGAGUCCAGCAUUAAAUUUUAUUCUGUAACAAAGUUGUUUGGAAUUUUCUCAUAAUCUGAGAUCAAUAAUGUUUGUUAAUUUUUACACAAUGGAAGUUUGUUAUCUUCAGCUUCAAGGGUCAAAGAGUUACAAAUCUCUAAAAUAUUUCUCAGACUCUCUGUAAGUCAGCUCUUCUGCUUUGUACUCUUGGUUUUCACUGGAAUAAAACCUGUUUUUCAAGCAAGGAA
Messenger RNA from Austrofundulus limnaeus, 1193 nucleotides. Its product is annotated as high choriolytic enzyme 1. Gene Ontology annotation, biological process: proteolysis. Lineage: Eukaryota; Metazoa; Chordata; Actinopteri; Cyprinodontiformes; Rivulidae. The record is from RefSeq and is a predicted model, not a curated record. Bases 12 to 794 code for a protein of 260 amino acids. Gene Ontology annotation, molecular function: zinc ion binding; metalloendopeptidase activity. The transcript is spliced from 8 exons.